Huiozyma naganishii CBS 8797 is the source of this 4647-nucleotide messenger RNA. RefSeq lists its product as uncharacterized. The transcript has a single exon. Gene Ontology annotation, molecular function: nucleic acid binding. Bases 1 to 4647 code for a protein of 1548 amino acids. Gene Ontology annotation, biological process: DNA integration. The record is from RefSeq and is a predicted model, not a curated record. NCBI's taxonomy places the organism in Eukaryota, Fungi, Ascomycota, Saccharomycetes, Saccharomycetales, Saccharomycetaceae.
AUGAGGGUGGUUCAACAGUUUGAUCGUAUGAUGAAACGAGCACCCCACCUCCUAGAAGCAGCUAUCCAUGUUACAACGGCCUCUUCUUCUACUCAGAAGCAUCUACUAGAUAAAUUUGGGGAGCAAGAAGCGGUAAAUGUGGCUAAAAUCAGGGAUUAUAUUAUCUUACAUGACUUUGAUAAUGUUAAUUCACCUCACUCUUCUUCCGCUCUUGUCGCGAAGAAGAAGGUCACCUCGACUAAUCCUCCUAGUCCCUGUCCCGAGUGUCAGGGAAAUCACUGGCGGAGACACUGUCCAACGCUCAAGCGGCGGCACCCCGACGCGAAGUUACAGGUACCAUCUGCUGAGAAUGACCGGUUCGGCAUGAUUGCGUGUCUUGCCAAAGAACCUACCUCCAGCAUCCAGAAGGAAUGGAUCAUCGACAGCGGCUGUGACCAUCACAUGGCCUCUGACUUGAACGCGUUCACUAACAUCACGUUCCAGGCCAAAGGCUCCGUUCACGGUGUUGGUGCUGCUGUACCAGUUGAAGGCCAUGGACAUGCCGAAGUCGAAAACGGCACGGUCUCCAACGUGGAUUACGUACCAUCACUUCCCACCAACCUGAUCUCGGUUUCUCAAAUGACCAAGAAAAAUGGGGCUGCGAUUGUCUUCACGGCAGAUCGUGUGUACGCGAUGAAUCCCACACACCUCAACCUCAAAGCAGCCAAACCGAUUGGCUUGGAAGUUGACGGCCUGUACCGCUACUCAAACCCCUCUCGUCGGGCGUUCUGGUCGAUUGAUGUAAGUGACACUCCAGGGUUCCAGCAACCCUCUCCUGCACCAGAGGAAGUGGUUCCUGGGAAACAGGACCUAUGGCAUUCACGCCUCGGGCACCCUGGCACUGCAAUGUACCAGUCCAUGGCUAAGACUCUUCACCUACCCGUACCUUCUGCAAAAGACACCCCUGUGUGUCCCACCUGUGCUAUCGGGAAAGGGAAGAUUCACAAGGGCCGACACAUCAGCUCUGCCAGCACAGCUCCGCUACAGCUGAUUCAAACAGACCUUUGUGGAGGGUUUAGAUAUAACGAGUGUGUAGACUCCAAGUACUUCCUAACUAUUAGCGACAGCUACUCUCGUUACUACUCUGCCAUCCCGCUGAAAAGCAAGGCUGACGCUACAAAGGCUCUCAUCAACUGGAUUAUCGCCCAAGAAACGUUUUUCGAUAGCCGUGGGGGCUACAAGGUGUGUGCAGUCCGUACAGACAACGGCGGUGAGUUCACCAAUCAUGUACUCCAUGACUUCUUUGCCCAACGCGGCAUUGAUCAUCAACUUACCGUCCCACACAGCAGCUACCAGAACGGCGCUGUAGAACGUGCCCACCGGACCUUGCAGGAGCGCGUCCGCUGCCUGCUCCUCCACGGAAGGGUACCACCGUUCCUAUGGUCUGAGGCACUUCGUUGUGCGGUUUAUCUUCUUAACCGCUCACCGGUACUCCACAAGCGGAACCUGAUUCCAUAUCAGCGUUGGCACACAGAUGCUCCUCGUUCAAUGGACCUGUCACACCUCCAGGUCUUUGGCUGCCUGGCGUAUGCUACGCUACCUCCAGUGCUUCGCGACGGUAAGCUUCCCCCCACAUCCAUCUCUGGUGUGAUGGUUGGAUACGACCCCGACCAUCGUGGCUACCGUAUCUACCAUCCCGCUACGAACAAGACGUACGUCUCGACUCAGGUUCAGUUUGAUGAGUCGCAGUACCCUCUUGCCAACACGUCUGCCAGUGCACAAGCGUACGAUUUCGCCACUAGUGCUCCCCACGGCCUUCCUGCACAUCCUGCAACAUCCUGCUCGUCAGUUUCACCUCCGGGUUCUACUGCUCCCGCGCCGGUGCAACUGCCAACCUUCUCAACCUCGGCGAUACCUCCCUCGGUAUCAUCCUCUUCUGCCACCGCAGAAUCAAUCAACACUCCUGACGGCUCUCCAAGGGUGUCCUCCUCUGCCACCGCAGAAUCUCCACGUCCUUCUAAUGGCUCCCCAAGGGCCUCCUCCUCUUCCGGCACGACCCGUUCGUCAGACUCUCCUAGCGUUGCUUCGGAAAGCUCCGAGCCGUCUGAUUCGACUCGUUCGUCAGACAUGUCUAGGGUCACUUCCACGUUCUGGGGCAGCCCUUCCUCCGAACACUCUGAAUACGUCCCCUCCAGUCCUCCGACUGGCUCGGCCGCGUCUUUCUCUGCAGACGCGCCUUCUUCUCCACCUGCUUCGGACACAUUAAUGCCUGACUAUGUGCCUACUGACACUGAGCUUAUCCUCAGCAGCCAAGAACGCCUUCAGCAAGGUCAAACACAGCUGGUCCAGGCUAACGCACGCCUUACCGCGAAUCAACAGCAGACACUCGACCUGAGCCAACGUGCUAAUGCGGCCUUGGUGACUGAAGUUGCCCAGCUGCGCGCAGAACUCCAGUCUCUUGCUCAGCAAAGAGAACAGCAGCUCCAGCUUGAAGCGCACAGAGAGCAGCAGUUCCAGCUUGAAGAGCUAACUCCGCACACUCUAUCGGAGGUUAACACACCUACAGUUUCUUCAACGUCUCCCAUCAUUGAGACCCCUGGGUCUAGUUCUCAGAACGUCAGUCGUGCCGCACGUCAAGCCCUUCUUCCCCCAACCAGCUCUCCAUCUUCUCCGUCCUCAGAUACAUACUCUGAUAUUCGGCUCCUUGGUUACGACUCCACACCGGCGCCCCAGACUGGUGCGCGUGAUACGAUCAAGCGGUUUCGCUCCCCUACUCCGACCAAGUCUUCCCCAACCGUGUCUGUCACUGCACCUGAGACGUGCACCACGCUGGUUGUGGGCAAGACCUAUUACUCCUCGCCGUCCCGUCCUGGUAAACGUACGUGUCUUCCUCAAUCCAAAUUCUCUGAUGCUCCUCCUAGCAGCGCUACCAAAUUGCUAGAAGCCAGUGAUUCCCUGCACGAUGGUGUUGUAACAGAUCAAUACGCUGUCGGUAACACACCGAUUCCGGCUUAUGGCUUGGAAGGCACCAUGGUUCCUUUUGGCGAUACUACAGAACACCACAGUUUCCUACUUCAGGGAGUGUGUGAUGAGAACUCAACUCAGGAAAACCCGGUAACUACCGCCUUGGCCGUACAAGCGUACGAUGGGACUCUCCCAAAAACCUUCAACCAGGCAUGCAACUCCCCACAUAAGAACGAGUGGUAUGCUGCCUGUGACAGAGAAUUCUGGGCGCUCUACGACACCAAAACGUUUGAGCUUGUUGACCUACCGCCGAACAGACGGGCCAUCCCGACCAAGUGGGUCUUUUCUGUCAAGGACUCAGGUCUGUUCAAAGCAAGGCUAGUGGUCCAAGGCUUUCGGCAAACAGCUGGUAUUGACUACCACGAAACGUUUGCCCCCGUCAUCCGGUACGAGUCUGUGAGACUGUUCCUGGCGAUCGCUGCACGCUACAACAUGUCCAUUCACCAAAUGGAUGUAGUGACCGCAUUCUUGAAUUCUCCAAUUGACACCGAAAUUUAUGUGAAACAAGCUCCCGGGUUCAACCUGGAUGAAACGAAGGUAUGGAAGCUGAACAGUGCUCUGUAUGGAUUGAAGCAAUCACCACUGCUCUGGAACGAGCAUAUUAAGAGUACCCUGCGUAAUGUCGGUUUCAUCCAACAUCCAGCCGAGUUCGGUCUGUAUUACCGUAUGACAGGAACACGGCUGUGUCUGCUCGCCUUAUACGUAGAUGACUUGCUAAUUGCCAGCCCAUCGGAUAAGGAAAUCAACAAAAUUAAGGCCUAUCUAUCCUCUGUGUACAGAAUGAAAGACCUGGGGCAUAUCCAAAAAUUUCUGGGUAUGAAUAUCAAACAAUCCCCAGGAAUGAUCAGCCUCAGUCUCCAUGACUACAUUGAGAAAAAGGUCAGGGAACUGGGAUACAAGGAUCUGAAGCCAACGCACACGCCACUCCAAACCCAUGGUCGAUAUGAGGAAGCAUCUCCAAAGAUAUCCAACAUUACAGAAUAUCAGCGAUUGAUUGGCACACUACUCUUUGUUGCCAACACAGGCAGGCCAGACGUAGCUUUCUCUGUCUCGUACCUCUCCAGCUUCCUCAAAGAUCCUCGUGAAGUCCACUUGCUCGGGGCCAAACGGGUCCUCGCCUACUUGGACUCCACCAAAGACCAGUCCAUUGUAUACCAAAAUGACAAUAAAUCUAGGUUUGACAUCUACACCGAUGCAUCCUAUGCUGACACCCCAGAGGCAAAAUCCACCUAUGGAUAUGUUCUAAAAUACGCCGACGGAUCUGUAUCCUGGGCCUCCAGAAAAAUUCCUUGUGUUGUCCUGUCAACCACUGAAGCUGAAUACGUGGCAGCUAACGAGAGUAUCAAAGAAACCAUCUGGCUAGACGAGAUACUCAAGUGCCUGAAGAUUCCGAAGGACGCACACAAUUUGUACGUGGACAACGAGUCUGCCCUGGAAUCAUUGAAACACCCAGUGUUCCACAGCAAAACAAAACACAUUCGCGUCCGUUAUCACUUUAUUCGGGAAAACGUCAAAGGAAAUGUUGUUAUACCAUCGUAUAUCAACACGAAGAAACAACAAGCCGACAUAUGUACAAAGAUCCUAGCUCGCCCUGACUUUGACCGCCUAAAGGCGUUAUUGUACGGGACAACGCCUCACUCCUGA